AUGCAUUCGCAGGGGCCCCGCGGUGCUGGGGGCCCCCCCGACACCCGCGAUUUGCCCUCCGUACCCACUGCUCAGGGGCCCACCCCAGGGCCCCCUGCGCCGCCAGGUCCUCCUGGAGGACCCUCUGGAGGGCCCCCUGGAGGGCCCCAGGGGGGCCCCCCGGGGGGCCCCCAGGGGGUCCCUCCCCCCCCGCACCUCAUGUUCCCGCACUCUCCUCUUAUGAUGCCCCCCGGUAUACCGCUGCCUAUGGGGGGUGUUCCCCCUGCUUUGCUGCCUGGAGCUUUGGCGCUGCACCACGCUGCAGUUGCAGGUGCUGCUGCAGGUGCAGCAGCAGCAGCAGAGGAGGCCCGAAUGGCCCACGAACGUUCUUUUGGUAAUGCAGGGUCCCAUGGGGCCCACGAGGGGCCCCCUCACCCCUCAGGGGGCCUCCAUGGGGGCCCCCCUGAGAGGGGAAGCAGAGCGGGGGGCCCCCGGGGCCCCUCAGGGAAACGACACAACGCUGAGAGGACCAGUGGUUCCUGGCGCCGGCUGUCAAGAGAAGAGAGAAUGAACCGAAUGCAGCAGAUGCAGCAGCAGCAGCAGCAGCAGCAGCAGAGGGGCCGGGGGGAUGGUUGGGGCCCAGGAAGCAGCGGCAGAGACAGGGCAUCGGGGGGCAGCCGCUGGAGAGGAGGAGGGGGCCCCGGGGAGGGUACAGGGGCCCCCAUGAAGAGAUCACGUGCUGCGCUGCGGGGUUCCCGGGGGCCCCCAGGGCCCCCGGGGCCCCCCUCUGCGGCUUCAUCAGAUUCUGAGCUGUCGCUGAUGUCGGUAGCAUCCCAGGAGCAGGAACAGCAGCCAUCAGAUUCUGAGCUGUCGCUGAUGUCGGUAGCAUCCCAGGAGCAGGAACAGCAGCAGCAGCAGCAGCAACAGCAGCAGCAGCAGCAGCAGCGGCGGCAGCGGAUACAGCUGGAGGAUCAGCAGCAGGGUAGGAGGAGUCCUUCAGUUGAGCUGCUGCAGCAGCAGGGGGGGGGCCCCCUUGCUGCAUCGUCAGGAAUGAUGAAGGGGGCCCUCACCCCCAUGUCUUCUCUUUCGGGUUCUGAAUCAGACUUAUCUUUAUCUGCUGCUUCUGCUGCAUCACAGCGAGAGGGAGAGAGUCCAGUUGAUAGGUAUGGGGGCCCCCAGGAUGGGUACGGGGGCCCCCAUGAAGGGUACGGGGGCCCCCAUGAAGGGUAUGGUGGGGGGCCCCCACCCGAUGGUUUUGGGGGCCCCCCAGGGUUGAUGAGGGAGUCGAAUAGAAACAGGGAGGCUGCAGCUGAGAGCAGCACAAACACCCACAGCAGCGGGUUGAUGAGGGAGUCGAAUAGAAACAGGGAGGCUGCAGCUGAGAGCAGCACAAACACCCACAGCAGCAGCAACAGCAACAGCAACAGCAGCAGCAGCAGCAGCAGCAGCAGCAGCAGCAGCAGGAGAGGAGGAGGAGGAGGCCAGUUUUUAUUUGAUUUAUGGGUUCCUACUACCUUUCAUCCUGGGGGAAGAGAAGCAGCAAAAAUAUUAUUGGGGUUUCGGGGCUGCAUGCAUAAAGAAAUACAAAAAGCUGCUGGCGCACAUGUGCAAAUCUAUGGAAGAGAAUUAAAAAGAAAUACUAAUAAACAUGAAUACGAUAGCUUCAGGUAA
This is a messenger RNA of Eimeria mitis, 1650 nucleotides long. RefSeq lists its product as uncharacterized. The transcript has 3 exons. Bases 1 to 1650 code for a protein of 549 amino acids. Lineage: Eukaryota; Apicomplexa; Conoidasida; Eucoccidiorida; Eimeriidae. The record is from RefSeq and is a predicted model, not a curated record.